Molecule: messenger RNA, 1280 nt
Organism: Geodia barretti
Lineage: Eukaryota; Metazoa; Porifera; Demospongiae; Tetractinellida; Geodiidae
Source: the annotation of a GenBank genome assembly
GUGCUGCGGUGUCUACCACUGACGUUCCAACUUUCUCUUCGUCUCUAGCAACGUUUUCUUCUCCUUUCUCGUCACUUGUGCUAACUGUGUCUUCCCCCGUAUCUGGAUCCUCGCUUCCAUCGCCAUUUUCUCUGACCAAAUCUCCUUCCCCUUCUUGCAGCGCUCCUCUCUCUUCCGUCUCCAUGCUUUCUUAUUUGAAAUAGAGCGCACCAUUGUUUGUUACCACGGUAACCGAUCUAAUUAAACGCCAACUUAGGGUGAAAAAUUGAAACUCGUUACGGUCGAGUCGUCCUUUAGUUCGUGCUGUUUUAUUCUCAGCACACGUAACUGCUCACCAGCACCACUUUUUUUCUGUAAACUCUACGCUCGUUCCUUUCUGGAGAUCUAGUGGAGGAAAGAUGGCAUCGCCGAACCGCCGUUUCUCCAUGCAAGACGUCCGCCUACCGCCCAACUUGUUGAAGGAAAUUGACAUUGAGCGAAUGGGCAGUCUGAGCGAGGACGAGGGCGCGUUCAUGGAGUUUCUGGACAGCCUGGACCUGGAGGACUUGAAGAAAGCCCAGAGCAAGAGACAAGAGCUCUCGGACCAGAUACUGCAGACUGCUGUGAUAAACUGUGACAAGGAGCCGGCAUUUGAGGAGAAGAAGACACGGCUGAGACUGAAGGUCCUGGAGCUGAACGACCUCAAGAACGACCACAGCAAGAGAUUUGAGGAGCUUAAAACACUGACAAGCAAGGGAGACUAUAACUCAGUCUUGAAAGAGCUACAAAAGUGCCUGAAACAGACAGAAAAGCAGUCAGAAGAGUUGGCAGACAGUUAUGUCUCUGGCUCUUCGGACAUAUCCGCCGAUGAUUUCGUGGCACAGUACCAGGAGAAACGAACCCUCUACUGGCUGAGGAAGGUGCAGGCAGAGAAAAUGGAGGAGCUAUUGAAGAACAUGCGUCCGGUACCCGCCCCUCGGCGAUCUUCCAACAACAGGCCGUCUAUCCCCGCGCCCUACGUUUCACCCAUGCCUCGUCCCUCCACCUCGCUCCCCGUGUCCACCCCUCACCAUCCUCCCUACCUGCACGGACCCGCCCCCCCUCCCGGUGUGUAUUCCCAGAUGCAGAACCCGGCCCAAUCCAUACAACCCUAUCACCAAGCACAGCGAAUGCCCAUCCCACAACCUGGGGUACCUCCCCACGGUCACCCCUUUAAUCCUGCAGCACCGUUUGCCAGAUACCCUGUCCCUUUGCAGCGCCCCGUCACACCGUACGGUAGUUACUACGCAAACCGUUACUAA